Portunus trituberculatus (swimming crab) is the source of this 1276-nucleotide messenger RNA. RefSeq lists its product as uncharacterized. The transcript has a single exon. Lineage: Eukaryota; Metazoa; Arthropoda; Malacostraca; Decapoda; Portunidae. The record is from RefSeq and is a predicted model, not a curated record. Bases 134 to 1159 code for a protein of 341 amino acids.
GAUUGCUCGGUUCUAUGACCUUGAAGUUCAGAAAACUUGUGAUCACUUUCUGAGUUUACUUGAGGUAACUGAUUGUACAGCUCAAGGUAUUUUUAGCUCAAUAGUGCAGUUUUUUGACAGGCAUUUAAUUCCUAUGAAAAAUGUUAUCGGCUUUGCCAGCGAUAACGCAAGUGUUAUGAUGGGAGAAAAGGGAGGAGUCAUGGCUCUGCUAAGAAAAGAAAAUCCAUCCCUGUUUGUGCAAGGAUGCGUGUGCCACUCCAUUGCCCUCUGUGCCUCAAAUGCAUGUGGCGAGCUGCCUAAUAGGGUUGAAGAACUAGCUCGGAACAUACAUACCUACAUAAUGAACAGCCCUAAAAGAUUCACAGAAUAUGAGGAAUUUCAGAAAUUCACAGAGGCUCCACUUCAUAGAAUACUGCACCCUAGUUUUACUAGAUGGCUCUCCUUGGAAGAGGUGGUAAAAAGAGUUUUAGAGCAAUGGCCUACACUUAAGCUGUAUUUUACAUCUGCUGCAUUGGAGGAUAAGAUGGCAUCUGCUUCAGCAAUAUUGCAGGAAUUACAUAAUCCUGUUAUAAAAAUGUACUUUUCCUUUUUGGCAUACAUUCUGCCUGCAGUAAAUAAACUAAACCUAGAUUUCCAGGCAACAUCCCUGAGAAUUCAUAAGCUUCGAACAUCUAUCAGUAGCAGUGUCAAGGGCAUCUUAAGUAACUUCAUGAAAGCAGACAAACUAAAAAGCAGUGAUCUGACUCAGAUUAAUGUUCAUGAUCCUUCCAACUAUCUCAGCCUUGGAGAUAUUUACCGCGGAGCAAUAACAGAAAGUAUUUUCCUAGAGCACUCUUCUGAUAUUUCUAACAGAGACUUAGAGCAGUUUCACGUGAAGACACUCAAUUUCUAUGUUGCUCUCUCAAAGCAAAUGCUAAAACGUUUCCUGUCCUCUAAUCUAUUCAACAACUUACAUCUGCUUGAAGCACUUGACCCAUCAAAUGUACAGCAAGGAAAACCAAAGUCUAUCAUACCACUGGCAGUAAAAUUUCCAAAUAUAAUUGAGAAGAGUGCGUAUGAAGAUCUUAACAGAGAGUGGAGAGAAAUAAUUUCAUGUGAACUGCCAGCUCUAAGUGUAGCAUCUGAGGAGCCUGAAAAUUCUGGUAUGCUGCUUCACUAGAAAAGUGUGGUGAUGAGGCAAGAUUUCCGAAUAUCUCUAAGCUUAUGAUGAACCUGAUGUCUCUGCCUCAUUCGUCUGCUGCCGCAGAAAGGAUUUUUCCUCGUUACAAACAUAAAA